CUGAAGGCAGUAUACCACCAUUACCUGGAUGUCUACCACGACCCGUUUCUAAGAAAUGCCUGGAAAUACCCUUGGUUUCUGUCCAUGUGCUUGGUGGAGCAUGUCAUUGGCCUCCCGUUUUUGCCUGGGCCAGUUACUCCUACUAUUACG
Molecule: messenger RNA, 150 nt
Organism: Candidula unifasciata
Lineage: Eukaryota; Metazoa; Mollusca; Gastropoda; Stylommatophora; Geomitridae
Source: the annotation of a GenBank genome assembly